AUGUUUUCGUUUUCCUACCUCUGGCAGAAACUAUUUGCCGUGCUGAUCAGAGCUCUCAUGCGGCGACGGUUGGUGGCCAGUCCCAAUGACGUCUUCCAAAUCCAGUCCCGCGACGCCGAGAGAACGAUCAAAGCGCACGUCUAUAGAUCGGCAUCAGCGCCAACCCCGUCGCCUGUCCUCCUCAAUUUCCAUGGGUCCGGGUUUAUCAUCCCGCAGCACGGUAGCGACGAUGAAUUCUGUCGACAAGUGAGUCGCGAAACCUCGUACACGGUGCUCGACAUUCAGUACCGGCUGGCGCCCGAGAAUCCGUUCCCCGCGGCAGUCAACGAUGUCGAGGACGUUGUCAACUGGGUGCUGCAGCGACCGGGGGAAUUUGAUUUAUCGCGAGUCGCCAUCUCUGGGUUCAGCGCGGGCGGAAACCUGGCACUGGGGGCGUCGGCGACUCUUUUCCCGCGCGACACCUUCCGAUCCGUUCUCGCCUUCUAUCCUCCGCUGGACUUGUACACUGAUCCGGCCGAGAAAACGUUUCCAGACGCUGAGGGGAAACCGAUCCCCCCUUUCGUGGCUCGGUUAUUCGACAGUUGCUACAUCCCCUCCUCGGUGGAUGCCAGGGACCCGCGGAUUUCGCCGUCCUACGCGCAGCCAGAGCGGUUCCCGGAUCGCAUCCUAGUCAUCACGGCGGGCGGUGACAACCUAGCGGGAGAAGCCGAGGCGUUGGCGGCCAAAAUAGAAAAGGAACCCGGUCGCCAUGUGGUGUGUCAAAGGAUGCGAGGGUGUAACCACGGUUGGGAUAAGAGGGCGGCGCCGGGGACCGUCCAGGGGGAAGCCAAAGAGAAGGCGUAUGCUUUGGCCGUUAGCAUGUUGGCGCGCUAG
Molecule: messenger RNA, 873 nt
Organism: Aspergillus melleus
Lineage: Eukaryota; Fungi; Ascomycota; Eurotiomycetes; Eurotiales; Aspergillaceae
Product: putative esterase/lipase
Exons: 1
Coding region: 1-873 (290 amino acids)
Molecular function (GO): hydrolase activity
Source: RefSeq, a predicted model, not a curated record